UAUGUACGGAGUACGGAAUCAUAAUAUAAAAUCAUAAAGGAUUUUAGACUUCAUUAAUAAAACGAGUGAGGUAUAAAUGAAUUGUACAGACAUAUUGUUUUAAAUUUGUUUUAUGCCAUAGGUUUUAUGAAAGAUAAAACAAUGCAGUAUACUUCAGAUGAAGCUUACGCUCGGCUUAUAAGUCACAACAUGACGGUACCACAAAGAAUAAAGGCUACAGGAGAUGUUAUGGAUGAGGAAAAUACACCAAAUGGAAUAAUAUCAGGAUGGGACUAUGCAAAUGAGAAAUUUGACAUGAAAGUGCCAGAAAGAAUUCUUGUUGUUGGCCAGGAUCAGCAUAUUGGCACAAAGGCUCCUCCAAGGGAAAUUCAAUUAGAUAAUGCUGUGCUACCCACUGAUCCUGGAAUGAUUCGUGUUAGCACACCACCAAGAGUAAUUACACUUGACCAGCACUACUUCCCUUCUGCAGAUGACUUUCCUCCUGGAACUGCUAAUUCACCCCCACAGCACAUAAGAUCCACUCGUUCACAGGGAGAAGUAGUUCGCCCAAUGUUAGCAAAUCCUGACAAUCUUAAUGAGUCUACCAUGACAGAGUCCCGUUUGGUUCUAAGAGAUCCAACCCCGCCAAUAGGAAAUGGAGAGGGGCUAUCAGCAUCUGAAGAAUUGGUUCAUCUUCGCCGGCAAAUAGCCAAAUUAAACCGACGAGUAAUGACAAUAGAAGCAGAAACACUUCAAAGGCAACAAAAGGAGAAAAUUGCUUAUGCAAUAAGCAUUGCUUAUUUGUUAUUUAAAGUGAUCGCCUGGCUCAAUAGAUCUUAAUCUAUAAUCUUGAGCAUAAAAUUAAGAUGAAGUUUUAUAGUACUGUUGACUUCAUAAAAUUUGUCAUGCAAUCACUGAAUGGCAAAUCUUAUACAGCCCUGAUCCACUGUAGUUAAAUUUAUAAACAAGGAAGUGUUACUCAUCUUAUGCAAUUUGAUUCCUUUAGUAAAUAGGUGCAUUUUUAUACUUCUGUGAUUGUAUGCUGCUGCAGUUUAUUAUAUUAUAGUAAAUGUGGUUACAUUGUUGGUAUUUUAGUUAUAUUUAAUGUAAAAAAUGAACUGUUAAGUUUCUUUUCAUAGGCAUUGUUCAUUUCCUUAGGUCAUUAUACUUUAUAACCAUUAAUAAAGCUAAAUCACAUUAG
This is a messenger RNA of Zerene cesonia (dogface butterfly), 1180 nucleotides long. It is a transcript of the gene Tango11, whose product is annotated as transport and Golgi organization protein 11-like. The coding region runs from base 127 to 819 and encodes 230 amino acids. The transcript is spliced from 5 exons. Lineage: Eukaryota; Metazoa; Arthropoda; Insecta; Lepidoptera; Pieridae. The record is from RefSeq and is a predicted model, not a curated record.